Molecule: messenger RNA, 2751 nt
Organism: Kwoniella botswanensis
Lineage: Eukaryota; Fungi; Basidiomycota; Tremellomycetes; Tremellales; Cryptococcaceae
Exons: 12
Coding region: 1-2751 (916 amino acids)
Biological process (GO): activation of GTPase activity
Molecular function (GO): GTPase activator activity
Source: RefSeq, a predicted model, not a curated record
AUGCCACCAGAAUCCAACGAACCAAUGACCAAUACGUCAGAUACUUCCUCAAUAAUUAACGUCUCCUCAGUAUCACUCCAAGCCAAUUCACCUUCAACUACAGAUACAUCCUUCGAACAUGUCUCUGACCCCUUGUCUCAUACCGGUAAAAGUCAGAGUAAAAAUGGGAAAGCAAGAUUGAUAUAUUGUAAAUCUCACGUAUCGAUCCACCCCACGUCAUUUAACAAAGAUAACAUAUCAGGUUAUCUGGGUAUAGUAGAAGUCAAAAAUAUAGUUCCUCAUUCACUCGCACCCAACUUGGACACUGAUCAUGGUGAUAACAACGUGGGAAGGAAAGAAACGUUGAUUACGUGGGUACCUAAUGAGUUGUUGGAAAGGAUGGAUGAAGAAGAUAGAGAAGGAUAUAAGCGUGUUGAAGGAAGAGUUUUAAAUGGCAACGGAAGUGAAAGUGAUAGAGAAGAAGAUGGCUUUGUAUUUGUCUCUUUGCCUUCGCCAAAAGGUGAAAAAUACGCUUUCUCAAUUCCUAUAACUAGUAUAUAUAGUGUGCUCGUAUACCCUCCGAGCUUAUCGCAUUGGUAUGGCUCAGCAACGUUCAACUUGAUGGGCGGUAUAUCCCUUCCUACAUUAUAUUUCCACGACGACGAAUCACCUCUUCUCGCUUCUCCAACCAUACCCGAUACUUCCCAACCUCUACCUCGGGCUCAAUGGGGUUUCCCACCUUUCCUUUCUCUCCUCGAAUCCCGAGCUACCUUAGUCCGAUCUCGUCUACUUCAAUCUCGCAAGAACAUGGGUGCAGAACUAUGGCUAGUCAACCCAAGUAAGAGUGAUAGAGAAGUCCACGAAGCCGGGUUAGAAGAGGAGCCAGAAGCCGUACCACCUCAACGUCAACCUGUACCACCUAAAUCGCCCGCUCCUGCGCCUUAUCCACCCAAACAGCAAUACCCCAACUCAGCUGUACUGAACACUACCACACCAAAACAAACUCUCAUGACCUCUUUAUCGAACCUCACUAAUUUAUCGAGAAAAGCAGCCUCACAAGUCCUCUCACACCCUUUAGCUCAACCUGUCGUUCCUCAUUUACCACCUGCAGUCCGAUCGCUCGUUCACGUACCAGGUGAAUGGGAAAGGAUAGGUAGAUUACCAGCCAAAACCUCCAAGACCAAAUCGGGCAGUACGGACGUAGCUAGUGAAUUCGAAUCUGCAAGACUGUAUUUAGCCAGAUGGGCAAGAGUAGUAGCUGAGGAAGGUGAAAAGGCUCGAAGGGAUGAGAUAGCUUCUAAGGCACGUUUGAACAAUCGAAGAAAUUCAAUGUCAAGUUCUGGUGUGUCUGGAUCUGAUAUGGAAGAUUUGGAAAGUUCCUUGGGAGUAUUCUCAAUGUUACCUAAAUCCUAUUCUAAGAGACCUAUACCUAAUCCAACUAGGACACCUCAACAUCCUAUUACUUUUAGAGAAUGGGAAUCUUUCGCUGCUCAGGGAAGGGAUGAACUGUGGAUAAGACGAGAAAUUUUCAAAAGAGGUUUUUCAGAUUCGUCUGAACCACUUGAAAAACAAGCUCGAAGAGAGGGAUGGGAAGUUCUGUUAGGGAUUGUUCCUUGGAAUAUUGGUGGAUUGGGUGGUGGAGAGGUAGGGAAAGAGAAAAGGAAGAAUCAGAGAGAACAGACUAGAUUGGCUAGGAGACAGGUGUAUAGUGGUUUGAAAGGGAAAUGGAAGAAGGAGAGUGAAGUUAGUGGAGGGAGAGAUGAUUGGAGAGAGGAAUGGCAUAGGAUUGAUGUCGACUGUAGAAGGACAGAUAGGAACCAACCUAUCUACGCUGUACCGGCCGAAGCCGCCCAUAAAGGGGAUCACGAGAAAGAAGGUGGUGGGGCGAAUACGAGUUUGAGAAGAGGUAGUUUGGGUGAUGAUGGUCAGGGAGAAGAAGAGGAAGGUGGUGCAGCGGCUUUGAAUCCUCACAUCGCUGCUCUGCGUACCAUCUUGAUGACUUACCAUACAUAUUCACCUGAAUUGGGAUAUGUACAAGGAAUGUCGGACCUUCUAUCCCCUAUAUAUGUGGUAUUUGAUGCCAAUGAAGCGGAUGCGUUUUGGGGUUUGGUUGGGGUGAUGAAGAUGAUGGAGAGUAAUUUCCUUCGUGACCAGAGUGGUAUGAAGAGGAAAUUAUCGACCUUACAACAAUUAAUCAGUGUGAUGGAUCCAGAACUAUAUGCUCAUCUAGAGAGGACCGAUUCGUUGAAUUUGUUCUUCUGUUUCAGAUGGAUUCUGAUCUCUUUCAAGAGAGAGUUCAAAUUUGAGCAAGUGAUAAAACUCUGGGAGGUACUAUGGACGAACUACUAUUCGAAUCAAUUUGUUUUAUUUGUUGCGUUGGCCGUGUUGCAAUCACAUAGGGAUGUGUUGAUUAGAUAUUUAACGGAAUUUGAUGAGGUGCUGAAAUAUGCUAAUGAUCUAAGUGGGACUAUCGAUCUGGACACUACAUUGGCGCAAGCCGAGGUGUUAUUCUUAUCUUUCAGGACUCUAGUGGAGGACCUGGAUAAAGAGAACGCGAGCGGCAGUAGUGCCCUAGAUGUUGAAGGUAGUAACAACAAAGACGGAAUAAGGCAUAGAAGAGUGAAUUCUGAUGUUGGUUCUUCAUCUAAAUCGAAAGGUAAAGGUAAAGAAGCACUUGGUGACGAUGACGAUGAGGAGGGAGUGGGUAAGAAGAAAGAGAGAAAGGUGAUUUCGGAAGAUUUGAGGGAGUUGUUCGUCGGUUGGAAAGCUUAG